Messenger RNA from Megalobrama amblycephala (Wuchang bream), 999 nucleotides. It is a transcript of the gene pebp1, whose product is annotated as phosphatidylethanolamine binding protein 1. NCBI's taxonomy places the organism in Eukaryota, Metazoa, Chordata, Actinopteri, Cypriniformes, Xenocyprididae. The transcript has 4 exons. The record is from RefSeq and is a predicted model, not a curated record. Bases 90 to 653 code for a protein of 187 amino acids. Gene Ontology annotation, biological process: negative regulation of MAPK cascade.
AGUUCAAUGAACAAUCAGAAUAAAACAACUGUAGGGGGAGACAGAAGCUCUACUGCUGCGUUGAUAUCUCGCAAGAACCGUGAGUCAACAUGCCUGUGGAUAUUAAUGAAUGGACAGGUUCCCUAGCUCUUACAGAGGUGGAGGAACAGCCAGCCAAGCCUCUAAUGGUCAAAUAUGGCUCUUUGGAAAUUGACGCGCUGGGGAAAGUGUUCACACCCACUCAGGUGCAGAAUCGGCCCACAUCCGUUGAGUGGGAAGGAUGUGACCCCAGUAAGCUGUACACGUUGGCCAUGACCGAUCCAGAUGCACCCAGCCGGAAAGACCCCAAAUUUCGGGAAUGGCACCACUUCCUUGUGGUCAACAUGAAAGGAAAUGACAUCUCCAGUGGAUGCGUCAUGUCGGACUAUGUUGGUGCAGGACCCCCGAAGGGAACAGGUCUCCAUCGCUACGUGUGGCUGGUUUACGAGCAGUCGGGUAGCAUCAGCUGCACCGAACGCGUCCUCACCAAUCGCUCUGGAGACAACCGUGGAAAAUUCAAGAUUCAGAGUUUCCGCAAGAAAUACGGCCUCGGUGCUCCGCUCGCAGGGUCAUGCUUCCAGGCGGAGUGGGACGACUACGUACCCAAACUUUACGAACAGCUGGCUGGCAAAUAAGGACCAUUUAGAAUAUCAGUUUAUUCUGUUCAGAGCUCGGCUGUAUAUUUUCAAUUCAGCCAUUUCAAAAAUGAAACUAAUGAACUAAAGAAACUCUGUUUUGCUUUAAAAGCUGUGUAUAAAUUCAUGUCAUCUUUUGUUGUAGUUGAAUUGAAAUUAAGCAACUUCAAUCUAUGCCUUCAUUUAUAGUGUCUCUUCGCUCGGAAGCACUUUGCACCUUUGAAUAUUAAUUCAAGUUGAAUUUGUGGCUGCACCUUUAAUUUCACGAAUAUCUCACCAUUAUGUACUGGAAAUGAACACAUCGGGGGAAAAAUCCUGGAUAAUAAAAUCAGACUAUGGAAAGACA